Molecule: messenger RNA, 724 nt
Organism: Oreochromis niloticus (Nile tilapia)
Lineage: Eukaryota; Metazoa; Chordata; Actinopteri; Cichliformes; Cichlidae
Product: serine/threonine-protein phosphatase 6 regulatory ankyrin repeat subunit A-like
Exons: 5
Coding region: 25-576 (183 amino acids)
Molecular function (GO): protein binding
Source: RefSeq, a predicted model, not a curated record
GGACAGACCAAUGCUGUGGAGGUGAUGGUGAGCGGUGCUAAGGCAGACUUGGCACUGCAAGAUGCAGACAGGAACACAGCAUUGCAUUUGGCUUGCAGCAAGGGUCACGAGACAAGUGCCUUGUUGAUUCUGGAGAAAAUCAGCGACAGGAAUCUCAUUAACUGCACCAACGCUGCUCUGCAGACGCCCUUGCAUGUAGCAGCCAGGAAGGGAUUGACAGUGGUGGUCCAGGAGCUGCUGGUGAAAGGAGCCAGUGUGUUAGCUGUGGAUGAGAAUGGUUACACUCCAGCUUUGGCUUGUGCUCCCAAUCGGGAUGUAGCUGACUGCUUGGCCCUCAUCCUCAACUCAAUGAUGCCCACCUCACCCAUGGUCACCAUAGCAGCUUUGCCCACUCUCUCGCUUACUCAAACAGUCAUCAACCACCACCCUAUCUCAAACCACAUUUCCAAAGGUGUGGCCUUUGAUACUCCAGCCCCACUGAGACCUGACCACGCCUCCUACUGCAGGCCAGAACGCCUGCUGUCCUCUGUCUCCGGAGAUGAUGAAAUGAAUGACUCAGAUUCAGAAACGUACUGAGGACUAGUGGAACCUCAAUACUGGCAGGUUAGCCAGCCACUCAGGAGCCUUAAUAGAUCACUGACAAAAGCUUGACAGGGCAGUAAAUACAAGCAGAGUAUUCUUAGGUAAGUCUCUUCAAAUCUAAAAAUAAUCCUCGUCUGAACCA